UACGAAAAAAUUGGAACGAUACAGAGAAGAUUAGCAUGGCCCCUGCACAAGGAUGACACGCUUACCCAGAGUGGCAGCUCUACGGAGCUCAAUAUUUAUGCUCUUUUCCCCCAUUGUCCAUCAUUAAGUGGAUACCGACAGCAAGUAAUGUUCCUUGUCCGAGUCGGACUCUUGUGUAUGUAUUAA
Gloeophyllum trabeum ATCC 11539 is the source of this 186-nucleotide messenger RNA. RefSeq lists its product as uncharacterized. The transcript has a single exon. Lineage: Eukaryota; Fungi; Basidiomycota; Agaricomycetes; Gloeophyllales; Gloeophyllaceae. The record is from RefSeq and is a predicted model, not a curated record. The annotation marks the transcript as partial.